Messenger RNA from Aspergillus novofumigatus IBT 16806, 729 nucleotides. RefSeq lists its product as uncharacterized. The transcript has a single exon. The coding region runs from base 122 to 574 and encodes 150 amino acids. The record is from RefSeq and is a predicted model, not a curated record. NCBI's taxonomy places the organism in Eukaryota, Fungi, Ascomycota, Eurotiomycetes, Eurotiales, Aspergillaceae.
UCAUAAACAUAUUCCUGUUCUGUCUCAUCAAGCGUCAACGAUAGAUGAGAGUGGUGGGGAUGAAAAAUUGAGGGUCAUCAAACAUAGUGUCAUUCAUUGCCACUAAGUGAUCAACAUUCAAAUGACAGUGCAACGAGAACGCAGAACUUGCACCCAGCCAAGAAACAACAGAGAACCGAAAUCAUCGCUUAGCAUCCACAACAUAAGCAUUCAACGCAUUCGAUACAGCAUUCGCAGGCCUCCUCGCAAAGGAAACAGCAGCACAUGGCCAUCAGACUGGAACCAAUCAGUACAUAUCAUUCACUCAGAGGCGGGGAGUCAAACCAAGCAGUCAAACAUCCACGAUCCUUCUUCUCCUCUUGAGGCGGGCUUGGUAUUGCAUCUGAAGGUUCAGUAUGGUCCGUUGCUGUUUGGCAGUGUACGACUCCUACCUGGGGCGGAUAUGGCUGCGGAGGUGGGUAUUGCCCCUGAGGGGGAGGGUAACUAUCAAGUCAUUCGUCAGAACAAACUCUAUCGAGAAGGUGAGUUGCAGUGGCUGAGUACAUACUAUCCUUGUUGUGGUUGCUGUGGAUAGGACAUCUUGUAUAGGAUAGAACAAUCAAAGGAACGCUUGUUGAGUCAGGUUGCUAGCGACCAGCGACUUCAAGAGUAUAUGAAUCUGUGAAAUCUAGCAAGGGAUCAGGCAGAAGGAAUAAAUCCCCAGCGCAUCGCCGGGGCUGCAGCUGGAUG